AUGAACAUGAGAACAUUCUACAAGAGUCUGUUGCUUUUACUGGGGUUUUUCUCAGUUCAAGCAAAAGCAGGAACAGAAGUGAACGUAGCAAGAUGGGGAACAGCCGCUCAGUCGACAUUAUUUUAUGACUGGUACACCCAAAAUGCUCUGGAUGGGUUGAGCUCCACCUGUAGUCAUACUACGACACACACCGAUCCGUGGUGGAAGCUGGACCUGAUGAAGAUGUACAGUGUGAACAGAGUGACCAUCACUAACAGACCUGACUGCUGUGAAAGCAGGAUAAACGGGGCAGAGAUUCGCGUUGGAAGUGUUUCUUCAGAUGUUUUCAGCAACCCAGUCUCAGAACAAAUAGACGGAGCAGAGAUUCGCAUCGGAAACUCUUUGGAGAACAAUGGCAACAACAAUCCCAUAUGUGCUGUAAUUUCUAGCAUUCCAGCUGGUUUUUCCUCCACCUACACAUGUAACAAUAUGGAUGGUCGAUAUGUGAGUCUGUUCAUUCCUGGAGAUUCAAGGAUUCUUACUCUGUGUGAGGUGGAGGUCUAUGGAAAAGGUCCUGUACUGAAGAAAACCUUUGUGAAGAUGAAUCUGAAAUCCAGUUCGAGUCUGUCUGAACCUGGAAUGAGAGUCCAGCUCCUGUCACAGCUUCAGCCUGCUUUGGUGGAACGAGGGUUUUCUGACGUGAUGCUGCAGUGGUCUCAACCACCCGAAAAGGAAGUGAUGCGGAAGGAAGCUGUGCCAAGUGAGUGUGCUCAAAUAAACACUGGAAAACUGAAAAGGAAUCUCAAUGUGCUAUAA
Sinocyclocheilus anshuiensis is the source of this 795-nucleotide messenger RNA. Its product is annotated as fucolectin-1-like. Lineage: Eukaryota; Metazoa; Chordata; Actinopteri; Cypriniformes; Cyprinidae. The transcript has 9 exons. The record is from RefSeq and is a predicted model, not a curated record. Bases 1 to 795 code for a protein of 264 amino acids.